AAUCUUGAAAAUUCAACUUAUCUUCAAAUAUUAAUCAAUCCUCAAUCCAGAAAUGGGAAAGGUCAGCAGCUUCACAGCCAUGGCCAUGAUCCUGGCAUUAGCCAAUUCAUUUUUGGGUAAUGCAGGAGACCCAGAUAUCCUCAAGGAUUUCUUAGUACCUUUAGGCUUCCCCACCAACAUAACCAGCGAUUUCUUCACCUACACUGGGUUCAGAGAAUUAGUAAACGUAAAUAUAACAGGAAAAACUGCAGCCAUUGUAACAAAAGCAUCCAUGAAAGAGUUCCCUGCCCUGGAAGGCCAAAGUGUUUCUGUUGCUGCCCUUAUAUAUCCUCCCUCAGGCAUCAACCCUCCUCAUGUUCAUCCAAGAUCAGCAGAGCUCCUGAUACUAUUAGAAGGAGUUCUUGAAGUUGGAUUUGUGGACUCCACAAACAAACUCUUCGUUCAAACUCUUCAAGUUCCUGACAUGUUUAUCUUCCCCAAGGGGCUGGUUCAUUUCCAGGUUAACACAAGGAGUGAUUCUCCCGCAUAUGCUCUUGGGAUGUUCGGAAGUGCAAAUGCAGGAACUGUGCCGUUGCCUAGCACUUUGUUUGCAAGUGGGAUUAGUGCAGAAAUUCUUGCUGAAGCCUUCAAAACUGAUGUGGAUACCAUAUCCAAGCUAAUUGCGGCUAACAAUGUCACAGAAGCAGCAUAAAGCUGUUGAGUCUUAUCGAUAAUAAAAGUAAAAAUAAUAAAUAACAUGAUGAUGAACAUGAUCAAGCCAAAAAACAAGAUUCUGAUGUCAAAUGACAUAGACAAUAACUUGUGUACUGUUGUUUGUUAUCCAUUUGGAAGUAAUUGAUGAAAUUAAUAUUUCUUGUUGAGGUUA
Molecule: messenger RNA, 865 nt
Organism: Manihot esculenta (cassava)
Lineage: Eukaryota; Viridiplantae; Streptophyta; Magnoliopsida; Malpighiales; Euphorbiaceae
Product: putative germin-like protein 9-2
Exons: 1
Coding region: 53-691 (212 amino acids)
Cellular component (GO): cell wall
Molecular function (GO): manganese ion binding
Source: RefSeq, a predicted model, not a curated record